Messenger RNA from Oncorhynchus tshawytscha (Chinook salmon), 6123 nucleotides. RefSeq lists its product as uncharacterized. NCBI's taxonomy places the organism in Eukaryota, Metazoa, Chordata, Actinopteri, Salmoniformes, Salmonidae. Gene Ontology annotation, cellular component: protein phosphatase type 1 complex; endoplasmic reticulum. The transcript has 2 exons. Bases 1007 to 3205 code for a protein of 732 amino acids. Gene Ontology annotation, molecular function: protein phosphatase regulator activity. The record is from RefSeq and is a predicted model, not a curated record. Gene Ontology annotation, biological process: response to endoplasmic reticulum stress.
GCCCCCUACAUUUUCUGAUGAAAUCCUCUUCUGAAAAGUGGGCAGAGGAGUCGACCGAGCGUACAAGGCAACGCAACCAUGAUUGUAAAAAAACAGAAGUAUCGCAUUGAAGUAUUAUAACGAGCUUGUCUAUUUAGUUGAUAUCUAUUGAAUACUACAUUUCUCAUGCGGAUGCAUUCCAUGAUUUUAUUGUAAUGAAUUGUUGAGCUUCGUUGAAAGUCUCGGAUCAAGCUUUGCAUCUGCGCUGUCGCCGGGUGCUACGUGCGAGACUCUAACCAGCUUUUUCUCCAACCAAGACUAAAAUGGAUUGUAUAUUUUCGUGUAUACUGAAUUUCUCAACAUGCUAUGACUCGCCAAGUCUCUGCUCACUUUCUACAUUCACUACCCCUGUUUGUACGAUGCUUACCGCGCGUAAUAAGUCUAACCACCACUCGCAGGAAAAUGUCUCCCAUACCGCGGACAACAUGGACGAUGGUAUUCACUUGAACAGGAGAGCUAACCGGUAUGCUAUUGUUAGCCUUUCGGUGUAAGAAGAUGGAUAAGGGACAACAGUAAUGGAUGUUUCACCUGCAAUUAUGGACAGUGCUCUGGAGUGCACACCAAGUUAUUCUCAAAUGUGUCGCUAGCAACUUCCAGCGAAACGAACAGCUCUCAAAAUCAAGAUUUUACGUUAGCUAGCCCGGUAACAGCUGCUCAAACUAGCAUUAUUAGUACUAGUUAGCUAGAUAACUAACGUUGGUUCUUGUUAUCCUUUAUUGCCAGACUAAAGUUUGAUUGGCAUGUUUAUUUUGGCAGUCUAGUUAAUACACGAGUUAUUAAUAUAUUGUGAACUAGCUACUAUAUGUCAGCGUGUUAAAUUGUCCUACACGUGUACGUUAGCUAGCUAACUAACCAAAAAGCUUUCACAAACUUCCCAGCAGCAAGCUGUCAAGCGGUAUUCUUGAUCGAAACUUUACUAAUGUAUCUUGCAUAGUGACCAUUUGUUAGCCACAAGCCAGUAUUGAGAAUGUUUAGAAACAUUAAUCGCGAGGAACACUUUUCUGGUGUGAAGACGCCUCCAUCCACUCCCGCCGGGCAUGGAGUGGCCUCUCCCCGACAACCAAACCAGGAGCGCUCGUGGAUGGGCAUGUUCUCCGCGGUUUCUAGGCCUGCCCUGUCAUUUCUGCAAAAGUAUAUACCAUGGCGCCCUAGUACUCCUGCCAUGCCUCACAAUGUGACAGGGUGGGUCAGUGGGAAUUUCAAAGAUAACUUUGUAGAGGCAGAAAGCAAUUUUUUAGGACAACUGGACGACGUCUUGCCUGGAACUCAACACCAUGCACAUCAUCUAUCGUACCUGCAAUACCAGCAUGGUAGCCCUGGGCUAGCAGCGUCAGGUAAUAGUACUCCGAGUUGGUUGACAGCAGAUUCUCUUUACGAGUUAGGGAUUCAAAAUGCUGCUGAAAUGGACUUAAAUAUAAGGCAACAAACUUCGGUAGGAUACCUCGCAAUCGCGAGAGGUUUUCUCAGUCAUGUUUUGUUGAACGCAGCGUCGGCUCAGGAAAUGAAACACCCAGACCAAGGGCCUGUACUUGGUGGGAACGGUUGGUCAUCUGACGCAGUGUCAGCCAGAGAAAAUAGUACCGCUGGUAACUGGUGGGGUGGGCUUUGGGGAACCAGUAGCGUCCAAGGGUGGCUGUCAAAUUUGUCUUGGAGAAAAGAGGGCACUGGGGAAAACAACAGUAAUGGUCAUUGUUUUCAACCAGAGUGUUGUACAAAGGCUACGGUUACCAAGCCAACAGGGCUGUUUGUACAUUUCGAUGAUAAGGAAUCAAUGGAUGGCAAAAGCACUGGCGCCUCCUGCAACAAAGAGGAGCCAAAUGACAAUAGAAGCCUUCAAACAGCCACCUGGCCAGAGUCUCUCCCUUUCCCUGACAGUUUCUCAUUACAUCACUGGGAAACAGUCGGUAUCAGUGAUCAUCUUGUCAGAGUUGGAGCUGUCACUGCCUGCAGUGAGGUGGCAGUUUUUACCCCUGACCAGGAUAAUGGUUAUUCCAGUCUGGAAGAAGAACACUCCACCUCCAGACUGUACAUGUUAAGGCCUCCCAUUGAAGAGCUACAGGGGAUCACAGAGAUGAAGGAAGAGACCAUCACAUCUGACACACCAACACAGGGGAGCUCUGGAGAGAGUGGGCCAGAGAUGGAUGUAUCCAAUCAUAGAGAAGUGGGUGAGACUGCUGCCACUGGAGGGAUGGAAUUAGAGGAGGAGGAAGAGAUUGAGGACUCUGAGGAAGAGGAAACGGCAGCUGAGGGUCCACCAGUGUCUACCACCGCUCUGCCCCCCUCCACCCCCCAGUGCAGUAACAAGGCCAUCGCCUACAUCAUGGGCAGCCCCUGCAGCGACGACAGCCAAUCAGACGACUCACUCAGCGAGGAGGAUGACGAUGGUUUUGACAGCGAGGGCUCGUCAGAAUUCUCCAAUUCCGAGUUGUUGGAUGACGAUGAAGAGGAGGAUGACUCUGAGACUGAGAGACUGUGGAACUCACUGUGCCAAAGCAGGGACCCCUACAACCCCCAAAACUUCACCGCCCUCAUUACCAACCCCAGGACCAUCCCCUCCACCUCUACAGCCACCACAGCCUGCUCCCCUCACACCUCACCCCCAGAGCAACCUCCCUCUCCCCUCUCCUCUUCUUCCCCCUCUCCUGCGGAGGAGUUUGGCUCGGAGUCCAGCAGCAGUGAGGUGGAUGAGGCUGAGAGCCUGAGGCUGUGGGACGCCUUCAGUACCUCCUCAGACCCCUACAGCCCAUUCAACUUUCAGGCCCUGCUCAGGACUAGAGAGCCAGUCAGGGUAAAAGCCGGGACAGGGGCGCGCUGUAAGAAGAGCAGCAAGACAACCCCCCGUCAUGGACAGGGACAGAGCCACUCACCCCCCCAGUACAGGAAGGAGGAGGCAGAGGAGAGACUGGACAGUGGCUUCUCAGAGAUCCCUCCCAACCCAGAGAUCACCACUACGGGCUGCGUCACAGUCAAAAAGGUGGGUUUCUGUGAUGAGGUGGAUGAGUUCUACGCCAGCGAGGACGAUGAGGACAGGCGUGGGCCGUGGGAGGAGCUAGCCAGAGACCGCUGUCGCUUCCUCCGCCGUGUUCAGGAGGUGGAGGAGAGCAUCGGCUAUGUGUUCAGCUCCACCUUCCGCCUCACCGUCUGCCAGAGACAACACCACAGCUGACCCCUAACCUCUGACCCCUACAACACAAUUGAUCGUAAAUCCUGUUUCUCUGUGACCCUCUAACACCCCUCCCUGUCCCUAAAUCCUAUUUUCAACAGACUGCAUCAGAACUUCUUAGUCAUCCCCCCUACCCAGUGAUCCUCCCCCAACUCCCAAACCUUCAGACUGGAUGUGCAGAAAUAACCACUUCAGAGCUGUUGACUAGACCAGUGGUUUCCAGACUGUGGGUCGGGACCAGUGGUUUCCAGACUGUGGGUCGGGACCAGUGGUUUCCAGACUGUGGGUCGGGACCAGUGGUUUCCAGACUGUGGGUCGGGACCAGUGGUUUCCAGACUGUGGGUCGGGACCAGUGGUUUCCAGACUGUGGGUCGGGACCAGUGGUUUCCAGACUGUGGGUCGGGACCAGUGGUUUCCAGACUGUUGGGUCGGGACCAGUGGUUUCCAGACUGUUGGGUCGGGACCAGUGGUUUCCAGACUGUUGGGUCGGGACCAGUGGUUUCCAGACUGUUGGGUCGGGACCAGUGGUUUCCAGACUGUUGACUCGGGACCAGUGGUUUCCAGACUGUUGACUAAACCAGGGGUUUCCAGACUGUUGACUAGACCAGGGGUUUCCAGACUGUUGACUAGACCAGGGGUUACCAGACUGUUGACUAGACCAGGGGUUACCAGACUGUUGACUAGACCAGUGGUUUCCAGACUGUUGACUAGACCAGUGGUUUCCAGACUGUUGACUAGACCAGUGGUUUCCAGACUGUUGACUAGACCAGGGGUUUCCAGACUGUUGACUAGACCAGGGGUUUCCAGACUGUUGACUAGACCAGGGGUUUCCAGACUGUUGACUAGACCAGGGGUUUCCAGACUGUUGACUAGACCAGGGGUUUCCAGACUGUUGACUAGACCAGGGGUUUCCAGACUGUUGACUAGACCAGUGGUUUCCAGACUGUUGACUAGACCAGUGGUUUGCAGACUGUGGGUCGGGACCAGUGGUUCAGGUGGGUUGCUUGUGCGUUACAAAACAUAGAUAUACUUUUUUAAUGCAUUUUUGGGAUGGAAAAAAGCGUUCUUCGUAAACUGAAUCAUCUAAAUAGAGAGUGUGUACAAAAGACAAUGGACCUGUAUAUUUUUCCUCAUAAAAAUGGCUUAAAAUAUCAUUUUUAAUUUCAGCUUCAGUAAAAAAUGUGUAGACUUACAGGAAAUACGCUUUAAAUCUGCAACAUUUUUACUUUGUUCUGUGCAUGUUUUUUUUUUCACCUCAAUUUAUGGAAGUAAAACGUUUGGGAACCCAUGGACUAGAAGACAUCCCCUCACACCUCUCUCUCCUGACCCCUUACUGUCAGUCUGGGGUGUUGAAGACUUGAUAAUACAGAUUUUUCUUCCUGCCUGCUUCCUGAUCGUUUGCUGUUUUGUUUGAAUCUCAGUGGAGUGAUUACCUAAUAUAGGAUAUGAUUAAGGGUGACUGCAUAUUGCUAACUAGGAGGUAUACAGGUAAUGUAAAGGUAGAAGGGCUUACUGGUUCCAGUGGGACAAACACAGUCUAACACAGAGCAGCUAUUCUGCUGAGCCGUGUGCUCAGUAACCUGACUGGAAAACAGAACUCUACACAAGACACUUCAGCCAAAAGUGUAUUUUAUAUUUAAUUUUAAAAUUGGUUUUAUUAAUUUGUCCCGUUGAUUUAAACUGCGCUUUUGGCGUUGCUCCGUCCUUCUCUCUGACGCAUCCAUCUGGGUCUCUGCUCUCAGUAGUGUUCAGUUUCAUGUCAUUGUGAUCUGAACCCAGGUCAGUAUUUAAGGGGUUCGGUAUAAUCCUACUCGGCACCCACAGCCAAAUGUCACACUGCUCUCCGGAGCAGGAUUGGGGUUUAAGAGCUUUUGGAAAGCAAACUUGGUUUUGAAUGAGUUUAUUCUUUCCUUUUUAUAAAUGUUAUCUUCCUGUAAACCAUGCCAUGCAGAGUACACACUAACAUUGACAGUGUUCUAUUUGAUCCUAAGCAGGGGUUGUAAACCUACAGUAUGAAGUGUAAAACACUCCUCAACUGUAUUGGUGGUUAGUGUUAAAACCAAGCCUGUGUUGUAGUAGUGUCUUCCUGGUUUCAAUAAUUUCGCAGGACCAAGUUUGGGAAAGCCUGAUUGAGCAGUCGCUCUUAUUGAGAGUGACUUACAGGUAUUUAUUGCCAAACAAGCAGGUAUUUCUAGUGAACAGUCAGUAGAACUCCUCUGACUCUUUCUGGGCUGAAGUGAAGGCUAUAAGGGUUAAGUGGAAGUAUGUGCAUGAUCCUUGUCUUAAAUGGCCUCCUUUCCUCUUAUCUACUUCUCUCAUGGUGGUUCCUAGAAUAAACAAUUGCUUUAAUCUAUCUACUUCCCUCACGGUGGUUCCUAGAAUAAACAAUUGCUUUAAUCUAUCUACAAUUUGCACCAAUAGACCUUCAAUAAUGCUUUCUCAAAUGUAAAGCUUGCAUCCAUCAAUGGUUAUCUUGGAAAGGAGAUGUGUUAAGGAAGCCCUUCUCUAGCUAUAACACAUCUUAAGUGCUUUUCGUGAGACCCAAAGUCACUGAACUUAAACCUCUUACCCUUACUAUUUAACCCUGUGACGCUUCUACGGACCCAGUGUUGUGUAUCUAUUGUUGAGGGGUUAGUGUCCCUACUGUGGAUAAAGGGUUAACCUCUUGUGACCAGGUGGGGGAAAAGCAGGGAUGUGAAACGCACGUUAUUCUGAAGUGAUUCUCAGAAUGAAAAAAAUACAAUAUGAAAGCUGUGCUCGGAUCUGAAGAAUAUAACUCUUUAACUUGGUGUUAUUUUAGUCAAUACAAUUAACAUGAAAUUGUUUUAUUUUUGUAAAAUUUAGAAUAAGUUAGUUGCGCUGCAUAACUUAUACAUUUUGAAUCCAUAUUCAUUGAAAAUAAAUCAAUAUUGAAUUAUGAA